GGUCCCCUCUUGACCUGUGUUUCUGUAGCUGUGGGAAGGAUUGGGGAUUUUUUCCUUCAUUUUCUAAACAAGUGUAUGUGACAAUGGAAUAAAAUAGGUUAGAUUUGAUCUAGGAAGGUAGGUUGAGUGCAGUUUGAGAAAAUUAGUUGAACUGAAGUGUGAUUAGCCUGAUUGUUUUUAUAAAGUAAUUAAAUCUGUAGCUUUAAUCAGAAAGAUGCAAAUUCUUUGAUGGAAGGAGAAACAAAGGGGUGAGGACUUCUAAUCUGAUCAGGGAAGUUGACUUUAAUACAGAUGAAUUGAAAGGCUGGGCCUCUUAUAGACAAGGUAAACUUAGAUGAACAAUCUGGGGGGAGAAGUGUUACCACCUGAUUUGGUUAAAGCUACUCGGAAGGUGGUGGCUCUAUAAGCAGAAGCUCACUGGUGGCCUGGUCUAGAAGUGGACAGAUUUGUGGCCCCUUAUCUUCAGAGGCUGCCAGCUGAUACGGAUACCUAAGUCCACAGGAACAUGAGAGGUUUUCUCAAGUUCUGGAAGUAGCAGGGCAUUUGGUUGCUAACUGACCUGAAAGUUGUUGGAAAGAUCUGCAGUGGGAGACAUUCACCUUCACAUACCCCACAGUUCUCUGCAUCAGAAGAAAGGAACUUCAUGUGCAAGAGUGGUUCAAGAUGAUGAUAUAACGUUGAUAACACUGAAGGUCUCCCAAGAAUAACUGAUUUUAAACUACAAGCAAGAUGCCAGCCAAGACACCCAUCUACUUGAAAGCUGCUAACAAUAAGAAAGGGAAGAAAUUCAAACUAAGGGAUAUCUUAUCUCCUGAUAUGAUCAGUCCACCACUUGGAGAUUUUCGUCACACCAUACACAUUGGAAAAGAGGGACAACAUGACGUUUUUGGAGACAUCUCCUUUUUGCAGGGCAACUAUGAGCUAUUGCCUGGAAAUGAAGGGGAAACCAGAGUUAGCCAGUCUGGUGGCCACAAUGAAUUCUUAAGGGCAAACAGCACUUCUGAAUCCAUGUUUACAGAAACUCCAUCGCCAGUGCUCAAAAAUGCUAUUUCCCUUCCUGCCAUUGGGGGUUCUCAAGCCCUUACAUUGCCCUUACUGUCACCAGUGACAUUUAAUUCAAAGCAAGAAUCCAUCAGGUCAUUGAGAAAUGCUAGGCUUAGCUGUGAGCCAGUAAUAGAAGAAAAAUUGCAGGAGAAAAGUAAGCAGAUGGAGGAUGGAAAAACAUACAAAGAUGACAUAUGGGAGCAAAAUGGUUCUUCUUCACAUUUUACUAAUGGUAGAGACAGUCACUCAUCCAGCUUUUCUGAACGAUGCACUGAUUGGCAAACAGUUGAUUUAUUUGAUGACAGUCGACUUUCACAUGAACUAACCGAGACAAAGACUAAGUCAGAAGAAUCCCUUUCAGAUCUUGCAGGCUCUCUUCUCUCAUUACAACUUGACUUGGGACCUUCACUUUUGGAUGAGGUCCUCAAUGUAAUGGACAAGAAUAAAUCUUAGAACUGGUACUCCCUUGCUUCUUUACAAGUGAUUCACUUAAACAAAAACAAACAAAAAAACCAUAGUCUGAAAGUAGAGACACUUAAAAAUCAGCUGUAUUUGCAGUUGUUUGACGGGUUUUCUAAAAAUAUUCUUAAAAUGCUAUUUUUUUACCUAUUGUUUUUCAUUAUUUUUAUUACACUAAAUUCUCAUAGCAGGAAGCUAAAUUUUAAUAAGUUUUCAGCAAAUAUAGAAUGUUUUUAAGUACCAGUAUUAAUGAUCAGAAACUUAAGAAACAGUUUGAGGAUGAUACCGAUUGUGACAUUUGGUUAGUUCACUUCUAUGGGCUUCUGAAUAUAUGAGAAUCUCUAAGUGUCAGAAAGGAGGCUGAUAUUAAUUAUUCACUUUUAUAAAUUAUUAUGACAUCACUUUACAUGUAGGCCUCUUUCUAGAACCUUGUGUUUGGGGGUUUGAUAGUGUUUUUCUUCAUUUUCUAUAGUACCAUUUCUGUUAUAACUUCACUGUAACUACUUUCUUGGUCUUAUACUACCACUCUGUAUUCAGAUGUGAACAGUUUGAAGGCUUUUUCAGCUUGAACACCUGGUCCAGAGUCUCAGCUGCUUUAAAUGAAUAUGCACAAAUUUACGCAAGUUGAGGCUUGGGCCUGACAUUGUAUAUGAAAUGAUAUGUUGUAAACAGGUGACACAUGCAAAAUGAUAUGGUUAAAUUAUUUUAAAAGUUGAAAUAUAUUUUUUGUGUGCAUAUUGGCUUUUUACUGCAGAGCCUAUACAUACAGUAUCUCAUCAAAAUAGUUGCUUGGCAUUAUUGGUGCUCUUCUGAAAAUUGUAUAUUUGUGUGUUUGAAAAGAAGUAUGUAUUGAUACUCCUUGCUUUUUUUCUUCAUUUAUUGCCACACAUGCUUAAACUUGCAACCAGUUAUUUUAAUUUUUGAAGAAGGCACUGGUUAUUCACAAUGCUUGUGAUGUGUGCUGCAACAGCCAAUGUUUUGGGAAAUGUGGAUCCUUUAAUACAGUACCUACAUGGAUUGCAUAGAUAUCUUGUGCAAUACAAUAAAAAAACCCUUUAAAUUGC
Messenger RNA from Aquila chrysaetos chrysaetos, 2567 nucleotides. It is a transcript of the gene CDC42EP3, whose product is annotated as CDC42 effector protein 3. Bases 730 to 1497 code for a protein of 255 amino acids. NCBI's taxonomy places the organism in Eukaryota, Metazoa, Chordata, Aves, Accipitriformes, Accipitridae. The record is from RefSeq and is a predicted model, not a curated record. The transcript has 3 exons.